CGUGCUUUUUUUUCAGUGAGUAAAACAGAUCAGUCCGGGGUCGUGGCCUCCACUCGGCAUCUUCUUCCUCCCCCACAUCGCACUUCCCCUGCUUAGAUUCCUCCCUCCACCGACCGGCAAGGCCUCUCUCCUGCAGUUCCCUCGCCCAAGGUUGCACCAGAGAAGGCGAGAAACAUCGCCGUUUGCGAGAUCGUGGAGCGGUAGAGAGAGAUGGCCGAGACGGUGUUCGCUCCGUGUUUGGAAGGGAUGAAGCAUGUCAGGUCGGACAGUGGGGUCAUGCUCGCCAAGCCCUUCCUUGAUGUCUGCAAGCAAAUCUUGCCUGUCUUGGAUAAAUUUGGUGCUGCUAUGGCAAUUGUGAAGAGUGAUAUUGGAGGUAAUAUCACGAGGUUGGAGAACAAGUACUCUUCAGACCCGACAAAAUAUGAGCACUUGUACACCAUGGUCCAAGAAGAAGUUGAAAAGAAGACCGCAAAAGGUUCAUCAAGCUGUACAAAUGGACUUCUAUGGCUCACGAGGGCAAUGGACUUCCUUGUUGAACUGUUCCGUAAUCUGCUUGACCAUCCAGACUGGACUAUGAGUCAAGCAUGUACUGAUUCAUACACAAAAACUCUGAAGAAAUGGCAUGGCUGGCUCGCCAGCUCCAGUUUUACGGUGGCUAUGAAGCUUGCUCCUAACAAAGAUAAAUUUAUGGAGGUAAUUAGCGGAACAGGUGACAUCAAAGCAGACAUUGAGAAAUUCUGCACCACCUUUUAUCCCUUUCUCAAGGAGAAUCAUGACUUCCUGGCCAGUGUUGGACUCGAUGACAUGAAGGCUUCUUAAUGCAAUACACAUUGACAAUCAUCACAGAAUAUCAAGUCUUGCUAUUUUCUCAAAUUUUAUUGUGGCAUACUGAUCUUCAGAAAAUUAUAGACGAAUAAUAAGUCUGUCAAAAUGUUUGGGUGUUCAUGACCCAUAGCUACUUACAUACAGAAUGAAAUGAAUGGAUGCAUGGGAUUAAUUUUA
Molecule: messenger RNA, 1002 nt
Organism: Aegilops tauschii subsp. strangulata
Lineage: Eukaryota; Viridiplantae; Streptophyta; Magnoliopsida; Poales; Poaceae
Product: glycolipid transfer protein 1
Biological process (GO): intermembrane lipid transfer; ceramide transport
Cellular component (GO): cytosol; membrane; cytoplasm
Molecular function (GO): ceramide 1-phosphate binding; ceramide 1-phosphate transfer activity
Source: RefSeq, a predicted model, not a curated record